Molecule: messenger RNA, 1306 nt
Organism: Hibiscus syriacus
Lineage: Eukaryota; Viridiplantae; Streptophyta; Magnoliopsida; Malvales; Malvaceae
Product: triacylglycerol lipase 2-like
Exons: 9
Coding region: 25-1272 (415 amino acids)
Biological process (GO): lipid metabolic process
Molecular function (GO): hydrolase activity, acting on ester bonds
Source: RefSeq, a predicted model, not a curated record
AUAUAUACAUCUUUCAUACACAGAAUGCAAAUUAUGGCGUCCCCAGCAGGUUUAGUUGGCUUGGGCUUAUGUUUCCUGGUCUUGGUGGUCGAACCCCUUGGAGCAUAUGGCUCGAGCCGUGGUUCGUUAGGCGGAAUCGAUGGUGCAGCCGCUCCAGUAAUCAAUGGGAUAUGUGCCACGUCGGUGACUACCCAUGGUUACGAGUGUCAGGAGUACGAAGUGAAAACCCAGGAUGGAUAUAUCUUGAACAUGCAAAGAAUCCCAGAGGGACGUGUGGGUGGGAGUGGCGGCGGAAACAAGAAGCAGCCUGUGCUGAUACAGCAUGGUGUACUUGUGGAUGGGAUGACGUGGCUCCUGAAUUCACCUGAACAAAACCUGCCCAUGAUUUUGGCUGAUAAAGGCUUUGAUGUCUGGAUUGCAAACACCAGAGGCACUAGAUUCUGCAGGCAGCAUGUUUCCCUUGACCCUGCCCACCCGGAAUUCUGGGACUGGUCAUGGGAUGAACUGGUGACUUAUGAUCUACCCGCUGUUUUCGACUUUGUGUUCAACCACACCGGCCAGAAGAUUCAUUACAUAGGCCAUUCCCUGGGAACUCUUAUAGGUUUGGCAUCAUUCUCAGAGGGACAUCAGGCAGACAAGCUGAAAUCUGCAGCCUUUUUAAGUCCAAUUGCAUACUUAAGCCAUAUGAAGACUGCACUCGGUGUGCUUGCUGCAAGAGCCUUUGUUGGUGAGAUCACUACAAUGUUUGGAAUAGCAGAAUUCAACCCAAAAGGACAAGAGGCAUCAGUCUUUCUCAAAGCUUUGUGUGAUUAUCCAGGAGUUGACUGCUACGAUCUUGUAUCUGCAAUUACAGGUAAAAAUUGCUGCCUCAACACUUCCACGGUUGAUCUUUUCUUGAAGAAUGAGCCGCAGUCAACAGCAAGCAAAAACAUGGUGCACUUAGCUCAGACAGUCCGAGACGGGAUCAUCAAGAAAUUCGACUACGGGAGGCCGGACUAUAACCUGAUGCAUUACGGAGAAGACAGGCCGCCGGUUUACAACAUAUCGAACAUCCCACGAGACCUUCCGAUAUUCGUUAGCUAUGGAGGGCAAGACGCUCUGUCUGAUGUUGAAGAUGUGGAGCUGUUGCUGGAUCAUCUCAAGUUCCAUGAUGUGAACAAGCUGUCGGUUCAGUACGUCAAGGAUUAUGCACAUGCGGAUUUCAUUAUGGGUAUAAAUGCCAAGGACAUUGUGUACAAUCAAGUCGUUCAGUUCUUUAAAUAUCAGCAAUGAGGCCUCAUCUGAGGCCUCGGUUUAUGUAUUAUAA